AUGCACGAGCAGUGGAUGCUGGCAUUGAUCCUUCUUCGUACACUUUUUCAUCCAGAACUUACUGAAUCCUCUAUAGUCUGUGAGGAUGAAAAAAAAUGUGGCUGUCUCAACAAAGAGAGAAACGUGCAAAUAAAAAGAGUGUAUGAAAACACAACAGCUAUUAUCCCCUGUCCAAACCUGGAAGAGGAUGAAGAACUCAUAUCUGCCAGUCUACACAAGGGAAAGACACAGCUGCACUUUACUUCAGACAUGAUGAACAGUCAAGAAUUAUGUGAGAAGUUUCAAGUGUCCAAACAAAACUACAGCAUCUCAUAUAUGAUUCACGGCACCGAAUCCAAAGACACAGGAAUCUACAUAUGCACAAUAGAAACGCAGAUCGGACAAAGCACAACCUCAAAGGAAAACAAUACUAUACUGCUUGUCAAAGGUGCUCAGCAGUCCACAGAACCGUCAGAGUUAUCUGACCCCUGCCCUUCAAGACUGACAGUGAUUUUUUAUCCACUUUUGGGGGUUGCUAUUUUUUACGACCUGAUAAUAACAGUGAUUGUCUGUGUUCUCGUAUAUAAAUUCAAGAAGAAGAAGCCACCUGAGAACCCGUACAUGAACACAAGACGUGGACGACGAUAUAGGAUCAGAUAAAUUCAGCAACCAGCGCAUUCAGAGAUCUCACAAAGCAGUACACAACAUCAUCUGUGCCUUUCUUUUUAACCGAGCUGGACAUCUAACUACAUGCAGUUUGUUUCGACAGAUUUACAAAUUGCUGUUCGAUGAUGUUUUUACCAUUAAAACACUAGGACACUCUCAUUUUAAUGGCUACAUGUGUUUCAUUGUUGUCGUUCAUUCUGCAUUUCUUCAGUGCAAUUAAGUGGACUUGAAUUGAGUAAUUUAUCUAAAC
This is a messenger RNA of Triplophysa rosa, 895 nucleotides long. RefSeq lists its product as uncharacterized. Gene Ontology annotation, biological process: regulation of T cell proliferation; T cell receptor signaling pathway. Gene Ontology annotation, cellular component: external side of plasma membrane. The coding region runs from base 1 to 639 and encodes 212 amino acids. The transcript is spliced from 4 exons. The record is from RefSeq and is a predicted model, not a curated record. Lineage: Eukaryota; Metazoa; Chordata; Actinopteri; Cypriniformes; Nemacheilidae.